This is a messenger RNA of Corticium candelabrum, 664 nucleotides long. RefSeq lists its product as uncharacterized. The transcript has 5 exons. NCBI's taxonomy places the organism in Eukaryota, Metazoa, Porifera, Homoscleromorpha, Homosclerophorida, Plakinidae. The coding region runs from base 71 to 442 and encodes 123 amino acids. The record is from RefSeq and is a predicted model, not a curated record.
ACUAACCAUCUACCAGUUGUGCAUUCAUUCUGUCGCAGUUUUUGAGCUGCACAAUUGUCUGCGAUCGGAUAUGACGCUCUCCCUAGGCAACUGGCCUUGUCCUUUGGUUUUCUUCACGGUCUUCUUUAUCUCAACUGUUGACUGCAACCAGUGUUGUGGUACACUACACGAAAACAGUGCAGACCAGAUGUGGACUAGCACCAAUCUGGCCAACACUAAAAGAGUUCGAUUGUCAAGCAGCUGGUGGAAUAAAUCAAAUUUGCAGAAGCAACGUGGAGAUGCUCAGAAUACAAUGCAUGUGUGGAGCGAGUGGAAUGGCAACGACGACAGCCUCAAGAAUUCUACGAUGUGGCUGAAAACAGGAAAAGCUGGACAUGGCAAACUUUCAGGCAAACCAAUUCCUGAAUUUCAAUCAGACAGCGAAGCAACCCUGUGGGAGUGAUUGCGAGAAUAAUUGAACAGUUACAGACAUAUCAUCAUGAUCGAUGCAUUGACUUUGAACGACAAUUGUUUUAGAAAUUUUAGCUUGUAAAUUUGCAGACUUUAGAAUUGCUGCGGUACAUGACGCUAUCUAUUGUCAUGGUACGUAAGAAUGUGAUUAAGUGCAAUUAGAGUAUAUGUAUGCAUAAUUUUCAAAACUGAUCCAAUAAAAACACUUGAAUGA